This is a messenger RNA of Pelmatolapia mariae (spotted tilapia), 2869 nucleotides long. It is a transcript of the gene rab21, whose product is annotated as RAB21, member RAS oncogene family. Gene Ontology annotation, cellular component: endosome; Golgi apparatus. The coding region runs from base 336 to 986 and encodes 216 amino acids. Gene Ontology annotation, molecular function: GTPase activity; GTP binding. The transcript has 7 exons. Gene Ontology annotation, biological process: Rab protein signal transduction. Lineage: Eukaryota; Metazoa; Chordata; Actinopteri; Cichliformes; Cichlidae. The record is from RefSeq and is a predicted model, not a curated record.
AGACGAUCUUUGGUUGAGCUAGCCGGCUAACUGUUAGCUGAGAGAGACGCCAUUAGUUGGGUGAAAAUCAGGCUUUGGUCACAGGGUGAAACGGGAUCUGUCUCUGGGUUUGGACUCGCUUCCCUCCGAGCUGCGAGUAGAUUCUGGUAUAAGUUGGGUCCGUGUGUGCUGUCGAGCUGUCCCUCUCAUGAUUUUAGCUCCUUUUUUGAAGUCGGAAGCCGAUGUGAGCUGCGCAGGACUUCAUUUCCGACUGGGUUAGCAUUAGCAGCGCUAGCCUUAAAACGCCCGUUUUGCGGAUAAAAGCGGAGGAUUUGUGCGAGUUUUAACUGCCAGCCAUGGCGGCAGCGAACAGCGGCAAGACCUAUUCGUUCAAGGUGGUGCUCCUCGGGGAGGGCUGCGUGGGGAAGACGUCGCUGGUGCUCAGAUACUGCGAGAACAAAUUCAACGACAAACACAUCACAACUCUACAGGCGUCCUUCCUCACAAAGAAGCUGAACAUCACAGGAAAAAGAGUAAACCUCGCCAUAUGGGACACAGCGGGUCAGGAGCGCUUCCACGCCUUAGGUCCCAUCUACUACAGAGACUCCAAUGGAGCCAUACUAGUGUACGACAUAACAGAUGAAGACUCCUUUCAGAAGGUGAAGAACUGGGUGAAAGAGUUGAGGAAAAUGUUGGGGAACGAGAUUUGUUUAUGUAUAGUAGGUAAUAAAAUAGAUUUGGACAAAGACAGACAUGUUUCAGUGGAAGAGGCUGAGAGUUAUGCCGAGUCGGUGGGAGCCAAACACUACCACACAUCAGCUAAGCUAAAUAAAGGCAUCGAGGAGCUCUUCCUGGAUCUGUGUAAAAGGAUGAUGGAAACUGCUCAGACUGAGGAGAGGUUGAAGGGCAACGGAGCCAGCCAAUCAGCAUCGAGUAGGCGGGGUGUACAGAUCGUUGAUGAUGAACCACAGGCCACGCCCGCUGGAGGCUGCUGCUCCUCUGGCUAACACACACACAAACACACACACCUUCUCUCUGUGCUUGCAGACAUAAUAUCCACACACACAUUUUCCAGUGUCUGUCGGUCCGCUCUACUGUAAUCUGCUGUGUCCAUUCAGCGCCGCCUCUGCUGCUAAGGAGCAUGGGAAAUCAUAUUUAAAUUUGUUUAAUCUGUGUUUCCUCCACAAUAAAAGUACCUGGAGUCCUUAUGAUUAAAAGGAGUGUGUGUUCAGUGAUUAAAUCACUUUCUUUAAUGAUAAUAACUCCCCAUGUUAGUUUGUUGUUGAUAAACGUCCAUCUGCAGCUGUUUGUGUGUUUGUACUAAACAUUAUUAAUAAAAGACAUGAAAUCAUUCUGAGGACAGAAAGUUGAGUCUCAGGCUUUCAACACAGAUUUUUGUUUUUGUGUAUUUGGGGGAAAUAGAGGUUAACACGCGCGCGCACACACACACACACACACACACACACACACACACACACACACACACACACACACACACACACACACACACAUACAUAUAAUACUACCCCCCAUUAAUCUUCAUGUUUAUCUGAAGCAUGUUUUCAAACUAAGAGGAGGAACACAGGACUGACUGUUUGUGGUGCAGCGGCUCCACCUGCUGGUCAAAAGUAAAAUUGCAGUGAAUUGGUAAAACAUCAAAAAUGAGUUCAAAUGUUUACUUUCAGGUGUUAAAACACUGAAAGAAUACAGGGUGUCGCUUUUCAUAAUACGGCUGUCCAAUCCACCUUUUCUUGUUUAGAGGAAGACUCACACAAGCGGCUGUAAGACGAUGAAUAUGGAAGCACAGCAGAGUCGGGUCACAUAAUUGUUAAAUGGUGCUGUGCAGAGUGACAUCACUUAGUCAGGUGGAUAAGGACUCUACUGAGCAUGCUCUGUGGGUGCGAAGCCCUCCGAGACUUUGAGCCACACUUUAAUAUUGAGUUUUGCAGUUUGAUUUAAAGAGGGAAGAAAAUGUGUGAAGUUGGAUUUCAAUCGAAGCAGGAAGCUGUUAAACACGUUGCUAAGAAGCAGAACUGCAGUUAUAGGUUCCCAAAAUAAAAAUAAUAUAAAAACAGAUGUGUCUAAACUGAAUAAUAGAAAAGAAACAUGGGAAAUGAAAAAUUUAUUGCUGAAACAGAUUCUUGGUUUGUAAAUGAAGUAAAACAAUCUUUUGUAUUAAAAGUGCUGAAAAAUCAAAUUUAUUAAAAAAGGCUAUUCCUCACAUUUAGGAAGUUAUUACAUUUGAUCGGUAAUAUAGCCAGUAAAAUUUCAGAAAAGUGAUUAGUGAUGUGUUUAAAUGACUCAAGUGUGAAAGUGUAAUAAUAUUGAGAGGUCCUAUUGGCAGGGAAGAAGACCUUCAUGGUGUAAAGUAACAGUAAAUGGCACUUUUGAUGAUCAAAUGAUUAGAAAUGGGAAAUGAAAACAUUUUUGUUAAAUGAAGGAGCACUGCCUCAGUGUCUCAACUGAUUGUGCUUACAUCGCCCCCCAGUGGCAAUUCUGAGACAGGAAAAAGGUAUUUAAUUUAAAAUUACUGAAAACUGAAACUCAGUUGAAUGUUCACAUUAGAGAAACUGGAGUACAUGAUUCUUUCUGUUAUUUUUUGAAAAAAAAAACCCCAUGUUUUAAUGGGUUUUACACACACACACACACACACACACACACUUAUUGAAUUGAUACUGUGCAUGUCUGAUUUCUGUAACCAAGUUUGUCUGACUUUUCGAAGAAAUAAAAAGCACUGAUAACGCUGAAAAUUUAGUUAGUCAUAUUCUCAUAGCAUUGAUGAAAUCUGCCAUAGUUUUCUCUCUUUUGUCUCAGCUGUGAUCUACUGAUUUUUUUUCCCACUGCACUUGUCGCUCCAGUCAUCUCUGCUCCAUGAAAAACAUUGUACACA